ACCUACUACCUAGGUACCAACCUGCCAGCCUACUAACCUUUUAUACUAGAUGUUUCUAUGGUGGGCAGGUACAUACCUCCACCAAACGUCAAACAUUGGAUAUAACUACCUGUAUAUGAAGGUUUCCUCCACAUUCAUCCUUUUUAUUUGUCUAUUGCCAAUUACUUAGUAAGUUUGUUGGAUCUACAUGGUUCAUAAAUACCUACUCCCGGAUCAAAGUCCGUGAAAUCAGUCUCCCGAUCCCAAAAAGCAACCGUAUCGCAACUUAGAAGAAAGCUCCGGUAGUCGCGGUAGUCAUCCGGCCACAAAAUGGCUGACUUCAAGCUAUCCGCGCAGCUUGUCGGACACAAUGCUGAUGUUCGGCAUGUCUGCUUCCCCGCUCCAGAUCUCAUACUCUCCGCGGCCAGAGACUGUACUGUUCGCGCUUGGAAGCGAACUUCCACCUCCCCCCCAACUUUUGAGUCGACUGUCGCCACCAAAGGUACCGAAUUUUACAACAGUUUAACAUACUUGUCCCCCUCGCCCGACUACCCCGACGGCCUAGUCGUAUCUGCCGGCUCCGAUACCAUUAUCGACGUCAGGAAACCCACCUCAGCUCCUAAUGACAAUGCCGAGCGUCUAUUGAUUGGUCACGCUAGAAAUAUCUGCGCAUUGGCCGUUAUACCAGGCUGUCAUUAUCUAGUGUCAGGUAGUUGGGACAAGACUGCGAGGAUAUGGAACCUUCAGAAGUGGGAAUUGGAGGCUAUUCUAAGCGGACAUGAGGAAGCGGUAUGGGAUGUUUUGCCUUUAGACAAGAACACUAUCGUAACUGCCUCCGCCGACAAGAACAUCCGCAUCUACGACGUUCGUACUGCCGUGGCUGCCGAGAUCCAACCCAAAAGUACCAUCUACACUUCCGACGUCGUUCGAGCUCUGUGUCAGGUUCCGCCCGGCCACCCUAGCGGCGCCGACUUUGCCAGCGCUAGCAACGACGGGGUUAUCCGUCUAUGGAAGUUAAACGGUCAACAAGUUGGGGAGUUACGUGGCCACGAGAGCUUCAUAUAUUCCCUCGCUGCCCUACCUUCUGGUGAAUUGGUCAGUUCGGGGGAAGAUCGAACUGUCCGCAUAUGGCGAGGCUCCGACUGUCUCCAGACCAUCACCCAUCCCGCUAUUUCUGUAUGGUCCGUCUCGGUGUGCUCUGAAAGCGGAGAUAUCGUGACAGGUACUAGCGACGGCGUUGCUCGCGUCUUUUCUCGCAGCCGGGAGCGCCUGGCCAGUCCUGAUACCAUAGCUCAUUUCGACGAAUCUGUAAGGUCGUCUUCGAUACCGCAGCAACAGGUUGGGAGCGUCAACAAGGAAAAGCUUCCGGGUCCUGACUUCCUAAAGAAUAAAUCGGGCACCAAAGAAGGCCAAGUGCAGAUGAUUAGAGAAGAGGACAGUUCGGUGACGGCACACCAGUGGUCGAUGAGCCAGCAGCAGUGGGUCAACGUCGGUACCGUUGUAGAUGCGGUUGGCAGUAGCGGGCGCAAGGUUGAGUAUAAUGGCCAGUCCUAUGAUUACGUCUUCGACGUCGCCAUUGAGGAAGGUCAGCCCUCCCUGAAGCUACCAUACAACUUAUCCGAGAAUCCCUAUACCCGAGCCCAGAAAUUCAUCGACGAUAACGAGCUUUCGCAAAACUUCCUUGAUCAGGUUGCCCAGUUCAUCAUUUCUAAUACGCAAGGCGCCACGAUUGGCCAGGAUAUCGAGAAUGGGGGAGGAUCCGGCCCAUACGGCACCGAGUCAAGAUAUCGACCAGGUGAUGACUCUAGCGCAUCUAGCAGUAAGGCUCUACCACAGCGCGAGUAUCUGGAUAUCACAGCUGCCAAAUAUGAUCCUAUCUUUAAGAAGAUACUCAGCAUCAAUUCUGGCCUCGAGGCGGCGGGACGCAAGGACCAUUCCCUCAACCCACCGGCGCAAGGAAUCUUAGCUACUGUGAAGCAGAGACUGGAAACGAAUCAACCAGUGGGGGACGAGGCCUCCAUCAACUUAGUGGCCAUGAUGUGUACACGGUGGGACUACUCCGACAGGCUCGCGCCUCUCGAUCUUUUGCGCUGCAUCGCGACUUCUUCCGGCGCUGCUAAAUUCAAGUCAUCCGACUUUGGUAGUUUGGCGCAGAUAGCCAUAUCAGCCGCACUUGAAGGAGUCUUAUCCGACGGGCAGCCUAACGAGCACCACGUCAUGAUGGCAGCCCGCACGAUCGCCAAUCUCUUCGGGUCUACCGAAGGCCGGAAACUUCUUGGGCAGUCUUCAGAAGGGCUGGCGACUGUUUCUUUCAUUGAUCGAGUGCUAGGUAUUGGUGGUCAGCCCGCGAUCGGACCUUUCAAUCGCAAUUUGCAGGUUGCCUUGACCACAGUGAUGGUAAAUUUCGGUGUUCUAGCAUCCAGAGAACCGGGAAAGGUACCGAGCAACGUACAGGUUCGCCUACUAACAGCGCUGGCAUGGAUUCUUCAGAAACAGACCGAAGGGGAGGUCAUAUUUCGAGCGCUAGUAGCCGCUGGCACUCUUAUCACCGUGAUCGGCAAGUACGCACCCGAGGCAAGAAGUAUGUCAUCGUCUAUAGCAUCGAGUAAAGAUCGCGUCUCCGAGCCGCGUGUGAAGCAGAUGGCUGAUGAAUGUUUAUCGCUAUUGAAAUGAUUUCACACCGGAAUUACUACCUGCGAAGCCCAUCCUAAACCCAUCUAUCGAAUAGGGCGUUGAUAUUUCUGAUACACGUUUAUACGUGGUCCCUCAUGCUGCAAGGAGUCGGGGUUGAGCAUCCCCCUUGGUAACGACCAAUGGGGGCUUUGUAGUUAACUCUGGUGAGACAGAGCGGUGGUGGCCAAAAAAAAGUAAUUCAAUUGCAUUUAUAUAAUGCUGAAAAUGAUUACCUAUCUAUCUACGGCUCGAUGUUAUGAAGACGUGUUAUUUAGUACUUCAGCUUCAGCUUCACUGACAAUUAGUAGUAAUGUGUACCUAGGCAUUAACGAAUCACUUCCGUAACAGAG
Molecule: messenger RNA, 3002 nt
Organism: Annulohypoxylon maeteangense
Lineage: Eukaryota; Fungi; Ascomycota; Sordariomycetes; Xylariales; Hypoxylaceae
Product: PFU-domain-containing protein
Exons: 3
Coding region: 310-2652 (780 amino acids)
Biological process (GO): ubiquitin recycling; proteasome-mediated ubiquitin-dependent protein catabolic process
Cellular component (GO): nucleus; cytoplasm
Molecular function (GO): ubiquitin binding
Source: RefSeq, a predicted model, not a curated record